AUGGAGGCGGUGGCUGCGGACCGGGCUUCCGAGCGCCAGGUGGAGGAAGUGGCAGUUGCCACGGUAGCGGAGGUGGUGGUAGCGGUAGUGGAGGAGAUGGUGGCGGUAAUGGAGGAACUGGUAAACCUACCCACCCCAACCCCCCCGCCCCAGACUGAGGUGAGCCCUGAAGGAGAAAGGGCGGAGAAAGACGGCUCUGGAGUGGUGGUGAGUGAGAGCUCCCCAAGUGGGUCAGAUAGCAUGAUGACAGUGUCAGAAACGACACUGUCAAGCGGGGAAGGUACAAGAGAGAGAGGGGAGAGACCCUGGACGAACACCUUUCCCUACGGAAGAGAAACGCAGAGGAGCUCUCCGACCCCGAACAGGGCAAGUAAAAGAAAGGCAAAUUGGAGUGGGAGAGCUCCCAGGGGGAAGAGGAAUCCAGGGUCUUCCCAUCCAACUCUCCAAACCAGGACUUGUUUUUAAACCCAGUUUGUACCCCCCCCCCGUAGGGAGAGAGAGAAAGGACCCCAAAGAUAACCCCUUUUAAACUGUUUGAAUGCCUUCUUUCCUUUUAGCACUGUUUUUACUCACCUCUUUCAUGGCUUUUAACAUCACCAUUAACGUUGGGAGUGUAAAAACAGAGGUAAGAGCACAAUCGGUUUUAUCCGUUUUAGAAAGUGUUAUUUCAGAUGUGUUUUUACCGGAGUGUGGUCUACCCUUUUUAUCCUCUUACAGCAAAUGGCAGGAGAAGUGGCAGCACGGGCCCUCCAUUUGGAGCGGAUCCAAUUUUAAUAAAAACGAUGGUGUUGCCAUUUUAUUCAAGACCCCACAGGUGUUGGUGAGGGCGAGCACAGUGGUGGUUGGGGGGCGUGCUCUUUUAGCCAAAUGCACCUUUAUGGGGAGGGAUUUUAAUGUGCUAAAUGUAUAUGGUUUUAACAACAAACAUGACCGGUGCACACUAUUAGAAGACCUGCAGUCCCACAUGCUGGGGAGGGAUCCUCUAGUGGUGGCUGGGGAUUUUAACUGUGUUUUAAGUAGAGCAGACAGGAGAGGAGCGGGAGAAGAUUUUAAGGUAAAUAGGUCAAGCGUUUUAUUGCAAGGGUUCUGCAGGAAUUUUAAACUAACCGACUGUUUUAAAACCCUGCAUCCAAGAGAGGAGGGCUUCACCUGGACCAGUGGUGACGGAACCAGAGCCUCUCGCGUCGACUAUCUGUUUACCCGUGACUGCCCGCCAACUGAUGCUAGAAUAACCCCUGCUUUCUUCUCAGAUAACGUAAUGCUGACGUGCACCCUUUCACUAACUUCGGGUGUGACUGUAGGAAGAGGGCCCUGGAAACUGAACUGCUCCCUUGUAGAAGAUGAUAGAGUAGUUAGCCAUUACAGGGAGCAGUUCAGCCAGUGGCAGACGCUACAGGACUUCUUUGACACAUGAGCACAAUGGUGGAAAAUGGUGAAGGGCAAGACGAGGACCUUCUUCAGAGAGAUACAGUGAGGGAAAAAAGUAUUUGAUCACCUGCUGAUUUUGUACGUUUGCCCACUUAUAAAGAAAUGAUCGGUCUAUACUUUUAAUGGUAGGUUUAUCUGAACAGUGAGAGACAGAAUAAUAACAGAAUUAUCCAGAAAAACGCAUGUCAAAAAUGUUAUAAAUUGAUUUGCAUUUUAAUGAGGGAAAUAAGUAUCAGAAAAUAUUUCUGGCUCCCAGGUGUCUUUUAUACAGGUAACGAGCUGAGAUUAGGAGCACACUCUUAAAGGGAGUGCUCCUAAUCUCAGAUAGUUACCUGUAUAAAAGACGCCUGUCCACAGAAGCAAUCAAUCAAUCAGAUUCCAAACUCUCCACCAUGGCCAAGACCAAAGAGCUCUCCAAGGAUGUCAGGGACAAGAUUGUAGACCUACACAAGGCUGGAAUGGGCUACAAGACCAUCGGCAAGCAGCUUGGUGAGAAGGUGAGAACAGUUGGUGUGAUUAUUCGCAAAUGGAAGAAACACAAAAUAACUGUCAAUCUCCCUCGGCCUGGGGCUCCAUGCAAGAUCCCACCUCAUGGAGUUGCAAUGAUCAUGAGAACGGUGAGGAAUCAGCCUAGAACUACACGGGAUGAUCUUGUCAAUGAUCUCAAGGCAGCUGGGACCAUAGUCACCAAGAAAACAAUUGGUAACACACUACGCCGUGAAGGACUGAAAUCCUGCAGCGCCCGCAAGGUCCCCCUGCUCAAGAAAGCACAUAUACAGGCCCAUCUGAAGUUUGCCAAUGAACAUCUAAAUGAUUCAGAGGAGAACUGGGUGAAAGUGUUGUGGUCAUAUGAGACCAAAAUCGAGCUCUUUGGCAUCAACUCAACUCGCCGUGUUUGGAGGAGGAAGAAUGCUGCCUAUGACCCCAAGAACACCAUCCCCACCAUCAAACAUGGAGGUGGAAACAUUAUGCUUUGGGGGUGUUGUCACGCCCUGGCUCUAGGGACUCUUUUAAGUUGAACCAGGGUGUGUAGAGUUUAUGUUUUGUGCUCGUUGUGUCUAGUCUAGUUUUUGUAUAUCUAUGUUGGCCAGAGUGGUUCUCAGUCAGAGGCAACGAGUAUCAGCUGUUGCUGGUUGUCUCUGAUUGGGAACCAUAUUUAGUCAGGUGGUUUUCCCACAGUGUUUGUGGGAUCUUGUUCCGUGUUUUGCACCUGUGGACGUCACGUAUCGAUUUGUUGUUUUGUUCGUGUAUCAUUUAAUAAAUAAGUAUGUUCACCUUCCACGCUGCGCCUUGGUCCUCUAUAUCCGACGAUCGUGACAGGUGUUUUUCUGCUAAGGGGACAGGACAACUUCACAGCAUCAAAGAGACGAUGGACGGGGCCAUGUACCGUCAAAUCUUGGGUGAGAACCUCCUUCCCUCAGCCAGGGCAUUGAAAAUGGGUCGUGGAUGGGUAUUCCAGCAUGACAAUGACCCAAAACACACGGCCAAGGCAACAAAGGAGUGGCUCAAGAAGAAGCACAUUAAGGUCCUGGAGUGGCCUUGCCAGUCUCCAGACCUUAAUCCCAUAGAAAAUCUGUGGAUGGAGCUGAAGGUUCGAGUUGCCAAACGUCAGCCUCGAAACCUUAAUGACUUGGAGAAGAUCUGCAAAGAGGAGUGGGACAAAAUCCCUCCUGAGAUGUGUGCAAACCAGGUGGCCAACUACAAGAAACAUCUGACCUCUGUGAUUGCCAACAAGCGUUUUACCACCAAGUACUAAGUAAUGUUUUGCAGAGGGGUCAAAUACUUAUUUCCCUCAUGAAAAUGCAAAUCAAUUUAUAAUAUUUUUGACAUGCAUUUUUCUGGAUUUUUUUGUUUUUAUUCUGCCUCUCACUGUUCAAAUAAACCUACCAUUAAAAUUAUAGACUGAUCAUGUCUGUCAGUGGGCAAACGUACAAAAUCAGCAGGGGAUCAAAUACUUUUUUUCCCCUCACUGUAGGAAAGGAGAAGAAAAAGAGACGCAUUUUGGGACCGCAGAGGCGACUGGAAAGGUAUUUUAAUCUAGUUCAACAGGGUUUUGAUUUUAACCAGGAAAUUGAAGUUAAGAAAGAAAUUGAAUUUUUAGUAGAACAGAAGAGCAAGGGGGUUAUUUUAAGAAGCAAAGAAAGGGAAUUAGAAAAGGGGGAGAAGUGCACUAGAUACUUUUUUAAGAAGAUAGUUAGGAAGGGUAGGAUAAUGACAGUUUUAAAAGAUGAAGACAGCGUUUUAAAAUAAGACACAGAGGGAAUAAAAUAAGUAGUAGAGGAUUUUUAUGGGGAACUGUUUGGGGAAAAAAGACGUGUGCGAGGAAACCAUGGGGGACGUUUUAUCAUACAUUGACAGAAUUUUACCCAAUACAGACGACCUAACAAGAGACCUGACAAUGACAGAACUCGACAAAGGACUGAUACAUUUUAAGAGGGGUAAAUCACCGGGGGAGGACGGCCUCCUUUUGGAGUUUUAUCUGACCGUUUGGGAUGUUUUAGCUGACGAACUUCUGACUGUUUUUACUGACUUUGAACAACUUGACAGACUACCUGACAGUUUUAGAGUAGGAAUAGUGACCCUUUUACACAAGAAAAAUGACAGGACUGACCUGAAACUGGAGACCGAUUACCCUUUUAAACUUUGAUUGUAAACUUUUUACUAAGGUUUUAACACCCAGAAUGUCUUCUGUCUUAGGUGAUCCACCCGGACCAAGCCUGUGCCAUUCCGGGAAGGAAGAUCACGGACAGCCUAGUACUGAUCAGAGAUGCCAUCUGUUAUGCGAGAGACAGAAACAUGCGGCUUAUAGUCCUAAAUUUUGAUUUUGAGAAAGCUUUUGAUCGGGUCUCGCAUCAGUACCUCUUCAAGGUACUGCAAAAAAUGGGGUUCCCUGAAAGGUUUCUAGCUUGGGUGGGAUUGCUGUAUGGGGACAUCACCAGCAGAAUCCUUGUAAAUGGGCAUUUGUCAAGAGCAGUGGGAGUACACUGCGGCGUCCGUCAGGGAUGUCUGUUAUCUACCCUCCUGUUUGUGGCUUGCAUAGAACCACUGGCACAGGUCUUGAGAAGGGACCAACGGAUCAGUGGGGUGGGUAUCCCGGGGAGUGGGGGGAUGACCGCCAAGUGCAUUUUUUACAUGGACGACGUAAACAUUUUAUGCACUGACCUUUUAUCUGUCGACAGGACUCUGGACAGGACUGACUGGUACGGACGAGCCUCUGGGGUGAGACUGAACAGAAACAAGACAGAGGCCCGUGGGCAGACUCAGACUUGACCAGACUACCACUGACUGUUAAAAUGACAGACAUAAGGGUACUGGGUGUAAAAUUUGACACGGAGGGAGGAGGGAGUAGCAAUUCGACCGGGAUUUUAGGGACAGUAAGACAGAGACUAGGUUUUUGGGGACUGAGACGACUGUCUUUUGACGAGAGACUGGGCCGACGGAAGCGCGGAGGUGGCCGCGGUCACGUGUACCGACGAGAUGCCGUACACGACGGGGUAAGAAGAAACGACAACCAGAGGCAGAGGGGGCCGUUCACACGGUCCCAGAACCCACGGGACUGAGUGUCUUUAAUUUAUCAAGCAAGAUAUUGAGUCCUGCCCAUGUCUCCUUACAUAAUAAAGGGUUAUCUUUUGUGCCUACAACUCAGUGCAACGAUUUCGAUGUUAAUGUAGACAUGUUUAAGUUUUUUAGAAACAUCAGUUUAAAAGGAACACUUCAGCUCCCGUAAUUGUGAUAUUUCAACUGAACAUGUAGGUGGCUCACCUGCACAUACUCCGACUCCUUUCAGAAGUAAGAGUUAUUUUGUACCUCCAGCCAAUCGCAAUCACUCUAUUGAGACGUAUUGCAGACUCGUUGAAAAAGAUGUUGGUAAUCUCCUUAAGAACAAACAAGAGUACAUAUCUUUUCAAAAUUUACCCAAGGAUGAAAAACAAGCUUUGCUUGAUUUACAACCAGAUACGUCAGUUCUUACCCGCCCUGCUGAUAAGGGUGGGUCAGUUGUACUCAUGGAUAGGACAGUUUAUGUAAAUGUGUGUCACAGACAACUGCUUGACAACACCUUUUACAAGAAACUCAGAAGUGACCCCACUUCCCAAUUUCAGAACACUAUCUGUUCUGUCCUUGAUGGGUAUUUAAGUUCUGGUCAAAUCACCAAAAAAUAACACGAUUUUUUGGCUAUUCAACACCCUAAAAUUGCUACUUUUUAUACUUUGCCGAAAUUACACAAGAAUGUUACAAAACCUCCAGGGCGCCCUAUUGUAGCAGGCAUUGAUGCAGUAACAUCCCCUUUAUCGACCUAUGUUCACUUUUUUAUUAGACCUCUCGCAGAACAGCUCCCCUCCUUUGUAAAGGACACCAGCAGUAUGAUCUCUAUUGUUGAAUCUCUUGAUCCUCUCCCUGAUAAUACCUUGUUAGUUACUUUUGAUGUUGAGUCAUUAUACACGAAUAUUCCACACGAGGGUGGUAUUGAAGCCAUGGAACAUUUUCUUCUGCAACAUGACCCUAAUGAACUACCUUCCAGUGCAUGCAUUAUAACAUUGGCUGAAAUAGUACUCACACACAACUACUUUGUUUCUAAAUUAUUUCUUUAUUCAGACGAAGGUUACUGCUAUGGGAUCCCCUAUGGCUCCUAACUAUGCUAAUUUGUAUGUGGGUUACAUUGAGAAACAGUCAAUUUUCAAUCCUCUAAAAAAAAAAAUAUUGCCUAACAUUAUUAUUUGGAAACGGUACAUUGAUAUUUUUGUUCUAUGGAGGGGUGAUUCUAAACAGCUCCAGGCAUUCCAUGCUUUUCUUGUUCUGAGCACCUGAGAUUUACUAUGCAAUCUGACACACGUCAAAUCAGUUUCCUUGAUCUUCUGAUUUUGAGUGAGGAUAAUGUUUUAUACACUGAUCUUUACAGGAAACCUACUGAUCGUAACAGUUUGUUGAGGGCUGAUAGCUGUCACCCACUUCCCUUGAAAAACAGUUUGCCUUACAGCCAAUUCUGUCGAAUCAAAAUAAUUUGUAAAAAAACAAAUCAGAUUUCGACUGUAAUAAGGCUGAGACGCAAAGAAAAUUCAAGGAAAGGGGGUACAAAAAUGGUCAGAUUAAUACUGCCAUUGAGAAAAUUCAAAAACAAAAUCGAGACCUGAUCUCUUUCAAGGACAGUCUCGUAAAAAUAAUAAUUAUUGCGUUCUAACACGCUAUUCAAAGUGCUCUGAACAAAUUAAGGGAAUCGUUCAAACAUUGGCACAUUCUAAGAUCCGAUGACAGUUUUGGUAAUGUGUUUUCAGACCCUCCCUUGGUUGUAUUCUCGCGGGGCAGAAAUCUCAGAGAUCAAUUGGUAAACUCUGAUUUACCACCCCUAAAUAUCCCUGCACAACGUCUAUUUGCGCCUCUGCCGGAUGGAAACUACAAGUGUAACGGCUGUGCUCAAUGCAAUGGCACUUACAAAUGUAGAUCCUUCAAACACCCCCAAACAGGGAAACAGAUCCCAAUCAAAGGUGUUAUUACGUGCUCCACUAAGGCAGUUAUUUAUCUUAUAACUUGUGGUAAAAUUUAUGUGGGUAAAACAAAGCGCGAAUUAAAAAGUACGAAUCUCGGAGCAUCGUAGCACCAUUAGGUGCCAAAACUCGACAUACCCAGUUGCUGCCCACUUUUUGGAAUCGAACCACUCGAUUUCUUCCCUACGUUAUAUCGGCAUCGAACAUGCUACCUUCGGUCUCAACGUAGACUUUGAUUUGAAGCCAUUCUUGUGAUUUUGCUAUUCAUUGUAAAUGUUGUGGGCCUAUGUAGCUAAGUAUCUAUGAUCAUAUGCUAUCCAUGUUUUUUGUAUGUUGUUUUUAUCUGUGAAUUGGCCAAUGCUAUUAGGCCACACCCGGCCAUGAUUACAGACACCUGCGUGUGUCCUUUCGCACUAUAUAAACCAGUGACCCGCAGUGUUUGUCAUUAUACCCUGAUGAAGACAGCUUGUCUGUCGAAACGUUGGUUAUUAAGAUAUUAAAUUAUUGCAUCUGAGCUGCUAGAGUGUGCGGCUUUCCUUUUCGUUUUGAAGUGUUUUACGCCGUCAGCCAGCACCUCGCCUAAAUAGGUGUGCGUUUCUUUCGCUUUUAUCUGCCAGCAGGGGAGGACCUAAUGCCCCAGCUUGUGCUGUAUGGGGUGGGCCGAAGGCCUAUAGCACCAAAACUCUGGCCCACCCUAACGUGUCUGAAGGACGCAUUGUGGUCCUCCCGCAACCUGCUGGUAGGAAAACGGUUAGAGACCACCCCCCAGGCAGUGGCUUUGGUAGCCAUGGAAGCCCUGGGAUGGUACGAACGAAAGGGGGCCUCGACCCCAGGCGAAGGGUCCCCCACAACACCUAAGGUCCUGGCGGCCACGGCCUGACAGCGCUGCGGCGCCUAGGGCGAUGCGUCUAGGGGAGGGGUCUCCUCUAGGCCCCGACGGAUGGGUACAGAGUUGAUUCGGAAGAGCAGGAGGCGGCUUUUUUGAUAAGGACUCACCCCAUUCCCGUACAGAAGACAGCUUUUUAACAAAGUGACUCUUGACAAGUUUUCCAUGUCUUAAAAAUGUUUUACCUUUGUUAAAUCAUUUGUGUACAUUUUAAAUGCCUUUUUACAGAUUGGCCUUUUACAAGAAAUGGUACUUUUAUGCAUGGUUGCUUUAUUGUUUUAAAGAAACAACUUGUACUUUUUAACAAAUGUAAAUGUAAUAUAUAAAUGCUGGUUUUAAUGCUUUUUAUGCCGAUUUUGUGUUUUAAAAAAGGAAAUGCAUCAAUAUCUUUCCAAAAUAAAAAAAUCUGUUCUUAUCAGUUUAAUAUCUGAUACGUCCCCCAUCGGGGAACUACAUAUUAAAUGGAUUUUUCGAACAGGGAGUCGGAAAUGGGGCUUGCUCCGUCCGCUCCAAGCAUCGACCCGGUAUUGCAGUACCUCCGGGAACGGUGCAACGCUGUUCUCCCAUUGUCAAGGAAAAAACUACAUGGAGGUAGAUAAACAGCCAGCAGAAGAAAAGAGAAAGAAAACUAUUCCAAACUGAAAGAAGGGCGAAGCACUUUGUGCGGUCCAGCGUUUUCCCUCAAUUUUUCUUUUAAAAAAUAAACAUAUAUUGGCAUUCACCAGGAUAGUGUGUUUGUGUCUGUGUGUGUUUUUGACCAAAAACAGAACAAAUACUUCACCAGGACAAUCAGUCAGUCUGUGACUUUUACCCCACAGCCCCCGAAAACUUGGCAAGUGGGUUCGGGGACAACCUGCGAGAACCAGGCCUAGAGUAAACAGAGUGUGAACAAGUUCUAUGAGUGGAGCGGAGUCCCAUAGGGAACAGCCUGAGACAAAAUUAUGCACACACCUGCAGCCAUUAGGAGUACAGGUGUCCCUAUAAGAGGGGACACUUCCCCUCAAUCAGCCUCCCUUUAUCUUCAGCGACUGGACUGAAGAAGCUGAUGAGAAGAGAAGAUUCGGAACGAAAAAGUCGCCGUCGAUUUCCAAGUCUCGACGUCGUCCUAAAAUGAGUACACCCGGAGAUUUUCCACCCCCAAAAGCUAUUUUCAGAGCUCAAUGUCGCUGCUCCUCCAUGGCUGCUGUGGACUCACACAACUUAUGUUUUGUGUGCUUAGGAUCACAGUGCGCUUGGAGCGGCCUCAUAGAUCCCCCACUAUGCUCCAGCUGAUCCCUCCUUUCUUUGAAGGAGACGAAGCAGCGAUGGGCAUUUUUUCGGGAGGAUAUCCCUCUAGAGGACGUGUUAUCGGUGCUAGCCUCAGCUUCUGAGGCAUCAUCUGAGGGCGCUGACUCAGGAGAUGACAGGGAUAUUCCAUUGGAACAAUCCAUAACGCUGACCCAGACGUUUAAGACCCCUUUCCCUCAGGAAAUUCCCCUGGGUGAUGACGACACAGGCUCUGAAUUUUCAGCAGCCCCGUCCUACGCCACUGCCUCUCUGCGCUCUGAUUAUCCAGGGCUCAUUGAGAGGGCUGCUAAGCGGCUGGAGAUUAAGCUGCCCCCCAUUCCCUCCAACCCGGAAGUGGACAUGAUGGAGGGCGGCCCUUACUCUCGGCCUAGGAGGGCGGCAGAGCCCUUGGCCCCUGCCAUGCCCUCGCUUAGUAAAUAUGUGGAGGGCUCAUGGGAGGCACCUCUGGCUGUCUGAUGGCCAUGAAGGAUUCUGACAGAUCCACGCUACUGACCAUGGCCUGUUUGGGGGUCGCCGUCAAAGAUGCGACGGAGCGAUUCAUAAAACUAGACGAGAACAAAAGCACCUGUCUAGACACCUACCGUUAGCAGGGCGCUCUAGUUUACUGGAUCUACUGCUUGGCGUCGUGCCCGGCAGAAAAGGGAGCGGGCCCCGCCCCGCCCCUCCUGUAGCGCCAGAGGUUCCGACCAUUCUGCCGGCGAGAGAGGUCAUUAACGCGUCAUCCUGGCAUCACCCGAAGGGCGGCCAGAAGAGACGCCGUUUAUGACAUGGCGAGGGGGAGAGAACGGUAGACGGCGCAGCGCCUUGUUGACUGUGCCCACUGUUCCCCCCCACCCUACUGUUGAGGGUAUGGAGGAAACUGUGUGUUGUGUGUCUAAUAAAGAGUUGGCUCUAAUUGACUUUGUCACAAGAGAGCCCCUUUUCCAUGAUACACCCGAGACCGUUCAGGUGCCUUUACGCUCUCCCUAUCUCCUCCUCACCACUCUGAGUGUAGCACAGCCCACUACGGGUGCGUAGCUGAGCAUACACAUGAGGCAGGUGUGAAUAAGGGAACAAGGCAGACAUCUUUGAUGAGAUGCCUUGUUAUACCUCAUAAAAACCUUACACCACAGACUGCUAGGAGUGUUGUGGUACAGGUUUCAAAUAGUAGCCUGCGUACACAGCCAGUUAUUGGAAUGAUGAUGCAAUCGCUAUUGGGAGACGGCGCUCUGACUCAGGCGAGCACCUCAGUCAGUGCAGUUCAGACCUGUGCUGCGUUCACGGAGGGCUGGGACAACGGGGUUACGAGUAUAACCAACGUGUCGGCGCCCCCGUUUCUCUCAGAACGCGCUCAUGUUUCCUCUCCCUUUCAUGGGAGGCCCGCCUUGAGCUGUUCCACCACUUCACUGGUCGGGGAACAGUAGCGGCGAGGGCCGUAGAGGAAUAUAGGUCCUUCCUACUGAAUGCACCACAGCUUCGCGCUCUGCCGCACUCUCAGCAUUAUUGGGAGUGGCAGUGAAGCUGUACCCUCUCCCCCUGGCAAGACAGGACUCUGGAGAAUGGUUAUGCCAUCCAAUUUCAUCGGACCCCUCCCCCAUUCAGGGGGGUGGUGGAGAUGGUGAUGAAAACUCCGGAAAAAGUCGCCACUCUUGUUACAGAGAUUACGGAACUUUUGGCGAAGGAGGCAGUCACAGUAAUUCCCCAGGAGCAAAGGAAUUCCUAUUUGAUAAGCAGCGCUCACCCGCCACCAUGUAGCUGCUUGCGGCGGCGAUUUAGGCUUGUCAUGACGGUUUGGCAGAGACACUGUCUUCAGCCACCCUCUUGUGAAACAUUUCCUAUUGGGAACGCGGCGGUUUAGGCCAAUGCCUAGAGCCAUGCUUCCUCAGUGGGAUUUUACUUUGGUACGCGAAGCGCUCUGCGAGCCACCGUUCGAGCCAUUGAAUCAAAUCCCCCUGAAGAUGUUAUCUUUGAAGACGACACUGUUGCUCGCUUUGACCACAGCUAAACGUGUCAGUGAUUUGUGCGCUUUUGACUGCCUUGCCAUUUAUGGCGAUUGAGCAGGGCGGUGUUAAGUCUUAAUCCGGCAUUUAUGCCUGAGGUUAUUAAGAGCUUACAGAUCAUAGAGCUGUGGCCCUUCUCUCCCUCUCCCCAUGUUGAGAGGAGAGGUGAAUGGCUCCAUUGCCUGUGCCCAGUGUGCGCCUUGGCGCGCUACGUGGAACGCAAGGCGGUGAUUAGGUCAUCGCCUCAGCUGUUUUGUGUGUCACGGUGCGGCUGCACUCGGUAGACCACUUUCUGAACAGCGUCUGUCUCACUGGCUUUUUCAGAGGAACAGGUGUAGAGGAUAAUUGCGCAGCGGUGUCUUGAUCGUCACAGUCUCCUUUUAUCCAUUUCUACCUGUUAGAUAUGUCUUCUAACUCUCUGGUUCAGUCUGUACUUGUCAGGGUCUGAUGUGGAUGCGGUGGUGGAGUAAAGCGCAGGACACAGAGGAAUAGUCAAGACGACUUUACUAAUACCUCUCAAGGUACACACAAAUUAACAGCCUCCAAAAACACAAGAGGCGUAACAAAAUACGCGAGUGCGUAAAACCCACAAAAGCCAAGGUCACAGAACCUAUACAUACACGACAGGCGACAAUAACACACAACAUGCAAACCUAACACAGGGGAACUUAUAGGAGACAUAAUCAAGACAGAAUACGAGACAGGUGCACCAACUAGACAUAACCAAACAAACAUCGAAAACAUCAAGCGGUAGUAGCUAGUACUCCGGGGACGACGAACGCCGAAGCCUCCCCGAGCAAGGAGGAGGAGCAGCCUCGGCGGUCUCCGUGACAGUACUCAGUGUAGCUGAUGGAAGAACUUGAACUAAGAGAAAAAGAUGCAGGACCAGUGGGCAGGGUUCCCAUUGAGAGGUGUGUUUCAGUACCUUUCCUGAGUGUUUGUGUGUAUUGAUACUCUAGGGGGUGCUGCACAGUGGUGCCCUGCAGCAUUUGUUUGUUUGUUGUUUAAACUCGUCUGUUUUUGUUGCUUUGUUUAUAGUAGUUUAAUAGUGUUUUAUGUUGCAUCGGAUUACCGAUUAGGCUAUGGUAGAGCGACAUGAAGUGUGUACAGUGGAUUAUUCUUCUACUUGGAUUACUUUUGCUGGUACCUGAAACAGCAUGAGAACUUUUGAGAAAGUCGGCAGUGCCACAUAUCCGCUGUAGAAGAAUGUCAGUGUCACUGCGAACGUUCUACCUACCCUGUGAAUUGCCCCAGCCGUUUCUGACAGUUGUUUACAUCCAUCCAAGAGCUAGCAGUGUCAAUGCAGCUGACAUUUUCAACGUCACUCAAGAGCUUGAUGCGAUUUCCCCUGAUGCACCCAAAUUCAUCAUGGGGGAUUUCAAUAGCUGCGCUCUCAAGCACACUUUGAGUACUUACAUCCUUGGCCAGACCUCCCCUGGGUGGAUCAGAUCAUAACUGUUCUUCUACGACCAACUUAUAGACAGUUACUCAAAAUGGAGGUGGUGGUGGAAAAACAAAUACUGGUGUGGGACAAUGACAGUAUUGAUCAAUUGCAGGGAUGCUUUGAUUGUACUACCUGGAGUGUAUUUGAAGAAUCAUCAGCUGACCUGAACAAGAUUAAUGACGUAAUAUCUGGCUAUAUUGAAUUCUGUGUUGAUUUGUUGAUCCCCAAAAAAACAUGUAAGAUAUUUCCUAACAAACCAUGGGUGACCAAAGAUUUGAAAACAUUUGUAUUUGUAUUUAUUAUGGAUCUCCAUUAUCUGCUGCCAAGGCAGCAGCUAGUCUUCCUGGGGUCCAGAAAAAUUAAAACAUUACAAUAUAUUCAUAAGAUUUCACCACAUAUUAAGGCCUCUACUCUACUACCACAUAUCUAUAACACAAAAUCCAUGUGUACAUGUGUGUAUAGUGCGUAUGUUAUCAUGUGUUUGUAUGCAUCUGUCUAUGUUUUUGUUGCUUCACAGUCCCCGCUGUUCCAUAAGGUGUAUUUUUAUUUGUUUUUUACAAUCUAAUUUUACUGCUGGCAUGAGUUACUUGGUGUGGAAUAGAGUUCCAUGUAGUCAUGGCUCUAUGUAGUACUGUGUGCCUCCCAUAGUCUGUUCUGGACUUCGGGACUGUGAAGAGACCUCUGGUGGCAUGUCUUGUGGGGUAUGCAUGGGUGUCCGAGCUGUAUGCCAGUAGUUCAAGCAGACAGCUCGGCGCAUUCAACAUGUCAAUACCUCUCACAAAGACAAGUAGUGAUGAAGUCAAUCUCUCCUCCACUUUGAGCCAGGAGAGAGAUUGAUACGUAAGUUCUCCGUGUACAUCAAAGGGCCAGCCGUGCUGCCCUGUUCGAAGCAAAUUGCAAUUUUCCUAAGUUCUUCUUUGUGGCACCUGACCACACGACUGAACAGUAGUCCAGGUGCGACAAAACUAGGGCCUGUAGGACCUGCCUUGUUGCUACUGCUGUUAAGAAUGCAGAGCAGCGCUUUAUUAUAGACAGACUUCUCCCCAUCCUAGCUACUAUUGUCUCAAUAUGUUUUGACCAUGACAGUUUACAAUCCAGGGUUAAUCCAAGCAAUUUUGUCUCCUCAACUUGCUCAAUUUCCAAAUUAUUCAUUACAAGAUUUAGUUGAGGUUUAGGGUUUAGUGAAUGAUUUGUCACAAAUACAUUGCUUUUAGUUUUCAGAAAUAUUUAGGACUAACUUAUUCCUUGCCACCCAUUCGGAAACUAACUGCAGCUCUUUAAGUGUUGCUGUCAUUUCAGUUGCUGUAGUAGCUGACGUGUAGUGUUGUGUCAUCCGCACACAUACACACUGGCUUUACUCAAAGCCAGUGGCUAGUCGUUGUUAAAGAUUGGUAAAAGUAAAGGGCCUAGGGAAUUCCUGAUUGUACCUGGAUUUUGUUAGAGGCUUCCAUUAAAGACCACCCGCUGUGUUCUGUUAGACAAGUAACUUUAUCCACAACAUAGCAUGGGGUGUAAAGCCAUAACAAAUCAGUUUUUCCAGCAACAGACUAUGAUCAAUAAUGUCAAAAGCUGCACUGAAGUCUAACAAAACAGUCCCCCCCCAAUCUUUUUAUCAUUCAUUUCUCUCAGCCAAGCAGUCAUUUGUGUAAGUGCUGUUCUUGUUGAAUGGCCUUCCCUAUAAGCCUGCUGAAAGUAAAAUAGCAUUUUAUCUGGUUAAUCACCAUUUUCUCCAAAAGUUUACUAAGGAUUGGUAACAGGCUGAUUGGUCGGCUGUUUGAGCCAGUUAAGGGGGCUUUACUAUUCUUAGGUAGGUGAAUAACUUUUGCUUCUCUCCAGGCCUGAGGUCACACACUUUCUAGUUUGCUUACAUUGAUGCUUAACAAUAAGAAACAAGUGUUUGCCUCCUGGAAUCCACUAGAAAGAAAAAAAGAGGUACAGAGGUGAUCAAAAAUAUUUAAUAAAGGCAAGAUGCCAGUACAUGGAAAAUGUGCAACAGAUAAUGUCACAGGGAGACACUCGGUCUGACUGGAUGGGCAUUAAGAAUAUGGCAAACGCCCCCUUUAAAGGGAGGCAACAUAUCGAUCCCUGCCCGGACGAGAGGGUGUGCCUCUACAACCAAUGAACUAAACGAGUUCUUCAGCUGCUUUGCCUAUCUGGAGGAGGAUGUCAUGGCAACCGAGAGCGCGCUUCUCAUCAAUGAGGUAGUCGUACAACGAGUGCCUGAAAGCAUAAGUGGUCUUGUCUUGAAACACUGUUCCGCUCAGCUGAGCGGUGUCUUCUGCGCUUUCUUCCAGCGGUCCCUGAAUACAUUGUAAAUUCCAUCUCUAUGGAAAAAAAUCUGUUAUACCUGUCCCAAAAACCUCUCAUCUAUCUGCAUCAAAUGACUACAGACCUGUUGCUCUUACCUCUGUCUUGAUUAAAUAUCAUCAAGGCAGACAUAAUCAACACCAAACACCUUCUUGACCACCUCCAAUUUGCAUACUGGUCAGAGAGAGGAACAGAUGCCAUCCUCUCGUUCUUACACUACCGGUCAAUAGUUUUAGAACACCUACUCAUUCAAGAGUUUCUUUAUUUUUACUAUUUUCUACAUUGUAGAAUAAUAGUGAAGAUGUCAAAACUAUGAAAUAACACAUUUGGAAUCCUGAAGUAACCAAAAAAGUGUUAAACAAAUCAAAAUAUAUUUUAUAAAUUCAAUAUAGCCACCCUUUGCCUUGAUGACAGCUUUGCACACUUGGCAUUCUCUCAACCAGCUUCAUGAGAUCGUCACCUGGAAUGCAUUUCUAUUAACAGGUGUGCCUUCUUAAAAGUUAAUUUGUGGAAUUUCUUUCCUUCUUAAUGCAUUUGAGACAAUCAGUUGUGUCGUGACAAGGUAGUGGGGGUAUACGGAAGAUGGUCUUUUACCAAAUAGGGCUAAGUCCAUAUUAUGGCAAGAACAGCUCAAAUAAGCAAAGAGAAAUGACAGUCCAUCAUUACUUUAAGACAUGAAGGUCAGUCAAUCCGGAAAAUGUCAAGAACUUUGAACGUUUCUUCAGAGGAUAAGUUCAUUAGUUACAAUCCUCAGAAAUCGGCAAUUAACUGCACCUCAGAUUGCAGCCCAAAUAAAUGCUUCACAGAGUUCAAGUAAGACAUCUCAACAUCAACUGUUCAGGAGACUGCAUGAAAUCAGGCCUUCAUGGUCAAAUUGCUGCAAAGAAACCACUACUGAAGGAUACCAAUAAUAAGAAGAGACUUGCUUGGGCCAAGAAACACGAGCAUUGGACAAGUGGAUCUGUUCACAGUCAAGAACGUUCCUUUUCUGAUUAUAGUGGACUACUAUUCAGAUUUUUGGGAGGUGGAGAAAGUGAUUGACACAACAGCCACUUGCAUCAUCGACUGUUGUAAGCAGCAGUUUAGCAGAUAUGGUAUACCUGACAGUGGUGUAGUUAUGGAUAAUGGGCCCCAGUUCACUAGUCAAGACUUUGCUUUUUUGCAAAAGCCUGGGAGUUCCAUCAUGUGACCUCCUCACCCUACCACAGUCAGAGUAAUGGUAAGGCGGAGUCAGCAGUAAAAAUAGCAAAGACUCAUCACAAAGGCUAUGCAGGAAGGCACAGAUGUGUGGCAAGCCAUUUUGGCGUGGAAAAAUACUCCCACAGAGGGCUUCGGCAGCAGUCCUGUACAGCGCUUAAUGUCUAGACGUACUCGCUCUCUGUUGCCAACAACUCCCAAACUCCUCGCACCAAAGGUCAUCAGGGAUGUUCAGGCACACAAUCGUACACGUCAGGACAAGUCAAAACAUUACUAUGACCAGCAUGCAAAAAAUCUCCCUGUAAUAAAACAAGGCCAAGCUGUCAGAGUGCUCCUGUCACCUCAAGCCAGGGAUGCCACAUGGAGUCUUGGCACAUGCAUAGGGCACAUCAGCGCAAUGUCAUAUGAAGUGGAAGUAAAGGGCCGAAAGUGUCGAAGGAACAUACGCCAGUUCAGGAGAGCAUAGGGCACAGGAGGGCCACAUGGGAAGACUGAAUAUCCUCUGGAUGGUGUUGGCAGGACACAUAAUGAGGAGACCCCACCAGGGCAGUUCUGCCGACCAUGCCUCCACAAUUUCAGGAGGAUGUGGAAGAGGAAGGAGAGGCCCUGAGGCUCCCAGAGGUGCCCGACAUCCCAGAGUUGCCAGGAGAGGCCCUGAGGAUCCCAGAGGUGGCCAAUAUGCUACCAGUGCGACAAACUAGGACAAGGGCUUAUACAAAAAAAAAAGUUGAUAAUGUAAAUAGGUAUUUUCACUGCAUUAUUAAAAAUGGUAUGAAGUGCUCAAGCUAAUUCUAUAUGAAAAGGAACAUGUUGAGAUAAUGGGCAUAAUGCCAACCCAGAGAUGGUGCUAGUGGGGCACUGUUAUGAUGAGUUUCUAGGGUAUCAAGUAAUUAAUGAUACAAGAAGAUGUAACACUUAGUAGUUGAUGCAGACUGGUGGGGGAUUGGGAUUCGCUUCAUCAACGUUUAUGCACCUGCUGAACCUCGAGGUAGGAAAUAUCUUUUUUUGGCCUUGUUCAAUGUCUCCAUUUAAGGUACUGGGGAUUUUAGCCUACCUUAUUAUGUUUCUGUGGAUAAGAAUUUUUCUUUCAGAAUUGUCGACCCACGGGGGAGGGUAUGAUGUGGGCAAAGUCAAGGGGUUCCUGUUGUCGAAUUUAUUUUGUUUUUACCUGCAUCUGUGCCGGUCUCUCGAGUCACCGUUUCUCCUGUCUGUUUUUUUGACCAUCGCCAAGUGCAGGUAAUGUUCUCGGUUGAUGUAACUAUGUUUGGGGGAGGUUUUUGGGAGUUAAACUAAGAUUUUGGGGGAUCUUUCUUUUAGGGAGGCCUUUAAAUCCCAUUAUGAGUUAUCGGGGGACCUCAAGCCCCAUUUUGGAUCUUUAGUCGAAUGGUGGGAGUGUGUAGCGUGCAAUGUGCGCACCUUGGCCAUUUCGGGAACUUUUUCAGCGCCUUCAGGGGGAUCUGACUGCCUUGGUGUCAGCUGAGAAAAGGGUGAGAGGAGGGAUGUGGAGAAGAUGGAGGUUUUAAAAAGUUAGUUAUUUUCAGGAGAAGGCCAGGGAUUUUCUCUUCAGGUGUCAAAGGGACAAGUUUGAGUUUAGGUAGGCUAGCAGUUCAUAUUGUUAAAGCUGCCUGUGCCAAAGCAGUUAUUGCUCAGCUGUGAACAGAAUGGAAUGGUACCUGACCGAAAGGGGAUGGUGGAGGCAGCAUCCGCUUUCUACCAAGAAUCCUUUAGGGAGAAGGACACAGACGGUUAGGAAGAGUGUCUUUUUGGGGUUUUUGGGGAGAAAGAUUCCCCCGAAGGCAGUCUGACCUCGACCGCCCUUUCGAGCUUGCGGAGGUUGAGGCUGCCUUGCGGGGCUUACCUACCAACAAGGUGCCAGUAUUCAAUGGGCUUCCUCUGGUGUUUUAUGUUACCUUUUGGGAGAUUGGGGGAUAGAUUCUUUCUGUAGUUAAUGCAGAGUUUGAUUCAGGGAUUUUGGGGUCUUCAAUGAGGGAGGGGGUCUUGACGCUGCUUUUUAAAGUAAGGGGAAAGGUAUAACCUGGGGAAUUACAGGCCCAUUACACUAUGGUGUGCAGACUACAAGGUGGUAGCCCGUGUUUUAGCUGGCCGCCUCAGGAAGUUUCUGCCCCAUGUCAUACAUAAGGACCAGACCUGUGUGGUGGAGGGGAGGUCUAUCCACUGGAACCUGAGUCUGGUGAGGGACUGUAUUACUUGGGCCCAAGUAAUACGGGGGUGCACCUCAUGUUGGUGGGCCUAGACAUGGGAGAAGCUUUUGAUAAGGUGCAUCAUGGGUUUCUUUUGUGUGUUUUGGAAAGGAUGGGAUUUGGGGAAGGGUUUUUGAGGUGGGUGGGGAUUUUAUAUACUGGAGUGGGAAGUAGGGUUUUAGUUAAAUUAGCAUUUCAGUGAGGUGGUUCCUCAGCAGACUGGAGUACGUCAAGGUUGCCGAUUUCCCCACUGCUUUUUGUUUUGUACAUGGAGCCUCUGGCAGCAGCUUUCCGGGCAGACAAGUAUUUUGGGCCUCCGUCUCCCUGGCGGUGGCUCGUCGGUGGUCAAGAUCUCCCAGUACGCGGAUGACAUGACGCUGUUUCUGACGUCCGAGGGGAGUAUCGCCAGGGUGGUGGUGGUCCUAGGGGAGUUUGCACAGGCAUAA
Messenger RNA from Coregonus sp. 'balchen', 18655 nucleotides. NCBI's taxonomy places the organism in Eukaryota, Metazoa, Chordata, Actinopteri, Salmoniformes, Salmonidae. The record is from the annotation of a GenBank genome assembly.